CCAGGCUUGAGUACAGUGGCAUAAUAUCGGCUCACUGCAACCUCCUCCUCCUGGGUUCAAGCAACUCCCGGCUAAUUUUUGUAUUUUUAGUGGAGAUAGGGUUUCACUAUGUUGACGAGGCUGGUGUCGAACUCUUGAUCUCAAACGAUCCGCCCAACGUGCUAGGAUUACAAGCCUGAGCCACUGCACCUGGCCCUAAUACUGUUGAGUUAUAAGAGUUCUUUGGAUAUUAUAUGUAACUAUCUUUUAUCAGAUAUGUCUUUUGCAAGUAUUUUCUCUCAGUCUACUCAUUCUCUUGACAGUAUUUUUCACAGAGCAGAAACUUUUAGUUUUAAUGAAUUUUGGCUUAUCAGUUAUUUUUGGGAGGGGAUUAAGGUCUUGCUUUGUCACCCAUGCUGGAGUCUAGUGGUGUGAUCAUGGCUUACUGCAGCCUCGACCAAGGCUCGAGCGAUCCUCUGACUUCAGCUUACCAAGUAGCUAUACUACAGGCACAUGCCACCACACCCAGCUAUUUUUUUUUUUUCUUUUUUCCAGAUGGAAUCUCACUCCAUUGCCCAGGCUGGAGUACAGUGGCAUAAUUUCGGCUCAUUGCAACCUCUCCUUCCCGGGUUCAAGCAAUUCUCCUGUUUCAGCCUCCCAAGUAGCUGGGAUUACAGGUGUAGCUCAUCAGUGUUAUCACGGUUUCAUGAAGGCUGUCCAGGAAGGAAACAUUCAGUGGGAGAGCCGUACUUACCCUUAUCCUGGAACUCCAAUCACUCAGCGGUUCUCACACAGCGCAUGCUAUUAUGAUGCUAAUCAGUCUAUGUACGUGUUUGGAGGCUGUACCCAGAGCAGCUGCAAUGCUGCUUUCAAUGACCUCUGGAGACUUGACCUAAACAGCAAAGAGUGGAUCCGACCUUUGGCUUCAGGCUCCUAUCCUUCCCCCAAAGCUGGUGCAACUCUGGUCGUGUACAAGGACUUGCUAGUGCUGUUUGGUGGCUGGACGCGGCCAAGCCCUUAUCCCCUACAUCAGCCAGAGAGAUUCUUUGAUGAAAUACACACUUACUCCCCCUCUAAAAACUGGUGGAACUGCAUUGUGACAACCCAUGGGCCACCUCCCAUGGCUGGCCACUCCUCCUGUGUGAUAGAUGAUAAAAUGAUUGUCUUUGGUGGCUCUUUAGGAUCCCGGCAAAUGAGCAAUGAUGUCUGGGUCCUUGACCUUGAGCAGUGGGCGUGGUCCAAGCCGAACAUCUCCGGCCCCAGUCCUCAUCCUCGAGGUGGCCAAUCUCAGAUUGUCAUAGACGAUGCAACUAUCUUAAUCCUCGGAGGGUGUGGUGGUCCCAAUGCUUUGUUCAAGGAUGCUUGGUUGUUGCACAUGCAUUCUGGUCCUUGGGCCUGGCAGCCACUCAAGGUAGAAAAUGAAGAGCAUGGGGCCCCAGAACUGUGGUGUCAUCCAGCUUGCCGGGUGGGACAGUGUGUGGUGGUCUUCAGCCAGGCUCCUAGUGGGAGAGCCCCACUCAGCCCCAGUUUGAACUCUCGCCCAUCACCUAUCAGUGCCACUCCUCCAGCUCUAGUUCCCGAAACCCGCGAGUACCGCUCUCAGUCUCCAGUAAGAAGCAUGGAUGAAGCUCCUUGUGUUAAUGGCCGCUGGGGAACACUGAGACCCAGGGCUCAAAGGCAGACUCCUUCAGGUUCCCGGGAAGGGAGCCUUUCCCCAGCCAGAGGAGAUGGCUCUCCUAUCCUCAAUGGUGGGAGUUUGUCUCCAGGAACAGCAGCUGUGGGUGGCUCUUCUUUGGACAGUCCUGUACAGGCAGUAUCUCCAAGUACUCCGUCUGCUGCUGAAGGAUGUGACCUAAAAAUGGGACUUUCUUUGGCCCCCCGACGAGGAUCGCUACCAGAUCAGAAAGAUCUGCGAUUAGGAUCCAUAGAUCUGAAUUGGGAUCUGAAACCUGCUUCCGGUAGCAAUCCUAUGGAUAGCAUGGACAACAGGACAGUUGGGGGAAGUAUGAGACACCCUCCUGAACAGACAAAUGGUGUGCAUACCCCACCUCACGUGGCCAGUGCCCUUGCAGGGGCCGUCUCCCCAGGUGCCCUGCGUCGGAGUCUGGAAGCCAUCAAAGUGAUGUCCUCCAAAGGCCCCUCAGCCUCUGCAGCACUAAGCCCUCCUCGUGGGUCUUCUCCAGGCUCUCCUGGGAGCCAGAGCUUGAGCAGUGGAGAAACAGUGCCCAUCCCUCGCCCAGGGCCGGCCCAAGGAGAUGGACAUUCCUUACCUCCCAUUGCCCGCCGCCUGGGCCACCACCCACCACAGUCCCUAAAUGUUGGCAAACCCCUAUACCAGAGUAUGAACUGCAAGCCCAUGCAAAUGUAUGUGCUGGACAUUAAAGACACCAAGGAGAAGGGGCGGGUCAAAUGGAAAGUAUUUAAUAGCAGUUCUGUCGUCGGACCUCCUGAAACCAGCCUACAUACCGUGGUACAAGGCAGGGGUGAACUCAUCAUAUUUGGAGGACUCAUGGACAAGAAACAGAAUGUGAAGUACUAUCCAAAAACAAACGCUUUGUACUUUGUACGAGCAAAGAGAUAAUGUGUUCUAAACCCCUUUCCUUUUCUGUGGCUUUUAAUUUGGAAUUUUCCAGUGUGUAAGCAUUUGGACUAAGAACUGGGAAAACAUUACUCCCAGAAGCCAAAACUGUUUCAUUCCCAGCGGAAGUCACUCCAGGCUGGGAUCAAAUCUCCAUUAAGAAAAAAAAAUUAUAUAUAUAUAUAUAUUAUAUAGCCAACUCUGUUUACAAAAAGGGAGAGAUCUCCAUCCUGAUUCAGAUAAAAUUGUUGCUGUGUUUUAGCAGGGGCUGUGCUGCCUUUUUCUACUUUGCUGGUAACUAGACCAAGAAGUUAGGGAACAGACUAACUAACAUCAGUAACUUUCCAAAAGAAGCUGAUGAGCCCCCCUGUAAAUCUUUAUGUUGCCUUCUUGGAGUUAAAAAAUGAAAGGGCAUAUUAAGUUGCAAAGGUGGAGGUUUUUAGACUCAUGCUUCAGGUGCUGGCAGGGUAAAAGUAACUGUUCUUCCCCUUCUCCUCUUAAAACCACAGAGGACCUGUGACAACUCUGUAGAAAUGCCAGUGCCUGACCCCCUUCUGCCCUUUAUGGCUGAGGAAAGUUACCCAACAAGGGAUUUUAUUCCACAUUUGUGUGUCGGGUCAUUGUGAAAUACUGUUUAUGCAGCCGACAUCUGAACGCCUAGUGUCCAUUGGUCUUUGGAGUGCUUCUUACAUGUCUCAGAAAACAUUUUGUGUCUGAUUGUGGAAAUUUCUGACAAUCAAUUGUAUUUGGUUGCAAGUUGCCAAAAAACAUAUUUCUUCUUCUUUUUCUUCUCUUAGCACAUGGGACUUGGAAACGGCCUUUUCCGUUCACUUACAGGCUGCUUUUUCCCUUUACUUUUUUUUUUUUUUUUUGCAUAUGUGGAUUUUUUUUUGAAGCCCUAAAUCCUUCUCACUUUCUGUUUAUUUUUCAAAGCUCAGGUGCCUACAGAAAUCAGAAGCUUUUCGAUUUUUAAGACGGAGUUUUGUUCUUAUCUCCCAGGCUGGAGUGCAGUGGCGUGAUCUCGACUUACUGCAACCUCCGCCUCCCAGGUGCCAGUGAUUCUCCUGCCUCAGCCUCCUAAGUAGCUGGGAUUACAGGCACGCACCACCAUGCCCAGCUAAUUUUGUAUUUUUAGUAGAGACAGGGUUUCUCCAUGUUGGUCAAUCUGGUCUCAAACUCCUAACCUCAGGUGAUCUGCCAGCCUUGGCCUCCCAAAGUGCUGGGAUUAUAGGUGUGAGCCACCACACCCAGCCCAGAAAUCAGAAGCUUCUUAGAAAUACUUGUGGACCCUUUCCCUGGUGUCACUAGGAGGGAAUUCUAAGAUGCCAAUAUUAUGAGAAAUCUUUAAAGCAUCAAAAGAGACUGUUUUUUUUUCCCUAUGGGCUUUUUACUUCCAAAGCACAUUGAGCAUCCUCAUCCCAUAUUUGUAGAAUGUGGAAAUUGAUUCUGGAAGGGAAUUCCAAUAACAGUUCUUUUUAGAGAUUUUUUUUCCUUGUGACAAACAUUCCUCUUUCUGGCUGUUGGCAGGUGAUGGAGUUGAGAAUCGUGUACUUGACUUCUUGACGCAUGGCUGACCUCAGGAACAGUUCCAUCCUUUGUGCUUGUCUUGUUCAUGUGUCACUCAAAUAGGCCCUGGGUUUUUACUUUCACUUCAUUUCUGAGAUUAACAUAUAACCAAGUAGAGCAUUUCUUUGCUUGAUACAGAAAGUUGCUAGUCUCAGCCGUGGCCUGGGCAUAGGAGAUGUCAAAAUAAAUUAAUUUCAAAUGGCACCAUUUAAAUAGGGAUUUUUGGUGAUUUCUCAUCAGUGGAAAGAGGAUUCUUGUUUUGCCCUUAGGAUUUAAACCUCAAAACAUCACCUUUCCCACCCUGACACUCCCCUUUUUCUUACUAGCGUUUCUCAGGCACAAGCCUACCGCAGCUGGUCCUGGGUCCUGGUUUUCAGCCAGCAUUAGCAGCCUAAGUGCACCCAUAAGUGUGUUUUCUCCUGUUACAUCAUGUGAAUCCCUUCCCUUAGCCAUUAGCUUUUACAAUGUGGUCUUGGUAGGAAAGCCACCUUGGUGCCAAGCCUAGCUUGUGGGGAGGGGUAUGUGUUCCAGAAAGUGCUCUGUUCCCUUCGAUGAGGUAACGACUUGCGUCUACUUACGCGGCAUCCAACUACUUGGAGCUCCGCACUUUCCUGACUUUCAGGCUCUGGCGCUGUUGCCAGUCCUUGCUUGGCAAAGACCAUGUGGGGUCCUUAUUUACGAGGGAAAGCUGGGCCAGAAGGUUAGCAAGUCAGGUGUUCCCGCUGUUGCUAUACCUCAUGUAGGACAUUGUGUCUGUGCAUGGACAGUGCCUCCAAACUCAGUAGUUCCUAUCUAAGUAUAAAGUCUAUUAGGAACCUGAAAGUUGAGAAUCUCAACCUUGUGGUCUUUCCCUUAGUCCUGUGGCCUUCCUAAGCCAGCCUUUAACGUGUCGAUUCCUUCCACUUCCCCCAAGCAGGCAGGCAACAGAGAUGUUGAUUGUCUUAGAAAGUAAUCUGGUUCCUCUGAACCCCAUUGAAUUCCAGCAUGACCCACACUGCCUGGAACCGGGCUUGUUUGCUUACAGCUUUUUAAGAAAAAUCUACUUUGCUCCCGCUGUCGUGGUAGCUCCUGGGCACUGUGGGUGUGUACCAUGGGAAAGUGACUCAACACAGUGAAGGCGAUUGUCUCCUCAGGCCUCCUGAAGCCACCUGUGCAGUGGGACUUGAGGCGUCUGAGCUGAGGUGAGCAUUUCCCCAACGCUGUGGAUGCUGCGGUCAGAUCAGAUGUGGACCAUUGACUCCAUUUUUCACAUGAUACCAAUUUUGUCUUAAAAUUCACUGAGGAAAAAAUGAGGCUAAAUGUGUUUUUUUAUUCCUCAGGAGAACCUGAAGCAAAUAUUUAUCAGUAUUUAAGUAUUUAAGAUUCAUUUUGUUUCUACUUGAAGCUUUAACCCCUUCCAUUCCUGUAAGUGUGCCUUUUGAGAGCUCCCGUGUCCUAGUGACUUACCGGCCACCUUGUUGACCUAAUGUAAGAAUUUUAGUCUUUCCCUACCCUCUUGGACAGAGCUUCCUGUUCUCUCAUUUCACAGGUUAUGCAGCAGAGAGGGUUCUGUGUUUUCAUUCGUAUUUCCAUCCUUCACUUGGUUGGUGGACUCUACAACUCCACCCUACCCCUACACUUUGGGAGCACAAAUUUGGUGUCGAAACAAGCUUAAGUUUCAUUUUAAGGCAAUACUGGGCUUAGUCUCCUCCCAGCCCUCUGUGGAUUGAUUUGAUUUUAAUGUUCGAGUUUUAUAGCAAGAGCUGAAAACCAUGAACUAUUCUAGGAACUGUGUUGGAACUCUUUAAAAUAAAGAGGAGGAAGAAGAAAACCAACUUAGGAAGUCUUGACUUCGGAGAACAGAAAGCCACCAGCCAAUGGAGAACAAAGAGAUGCUUCCCUUUCCUUUCACCUUGUCGCUCUGGGUUUCCUUCUGCUUUACUCUUUUUCUUCCCCUUAAAAGUGGUAUUCCUGGUUGGUCUGUCUGUCUUGUCCUUGUCCUGUGGUGAUCCUGGCAUGGUGAUGUGCUCUGCUUUGUGUUUUCUGUGGUCUCUUACGAGCGUAGAAGUCAGUGGGGAAGAUGUAAACAUGCCUGAGGGUAAGUAACGUGACCUUCCAGGCCUGGAUCCCAUGUAGCCUCUCCAUGAACUGCAGAAGGCAUGUUCUGCAUGGUUACCAGUAAGUGGCUCCCUCUCACCGUGUUCAUUGUCAAAUGAGAGCAAACUUUAGGUGUUGGCUCCAUUGUACUCUCUACUCGCUCUGCUCCCCUCCCUCCAACCAGGGUUCAUGUCAGUGCACACCCCAUGUGCCCUGGCGAAGCUGGUGCUGUGAGUGAUGUUUCCCAUACAACUCAGGGAUGCCAGGUGGCUUACCCUGAGAUAGUCAUUUUAGGCACAUAACAGUGUAGGAAUGAAAAAUGGAUUUCAUUGAUAUUUAAAUCUCUGUCAAUUUUGUUUUUUGUUAAUGUUUUCCCCUGAUGACUUUUUAGCAGUUUAACAAAUAAAGUAAAAUGGACAAUUGUCUUAA
Molecule: messenger RNA, 6628 nt
Organism: Callithrix jacchus (white-tufted-ear marmoset)
Lineage: Eukaryota; Metazoa; Chordata; Mammalia; Primates; Cebidae
Source: RefSeq, a predicted model, not a curated record